GAUAGUGUACGACGCAGUAAUGCAAGGGCGAUAAGUGGAGUUGGGUUCAAUAUAAGCGUCCGAAUUCGCGGAACUGCAAAAUCCACUCGCUGGGAUGGAACUUGUCUAGAGUUAGACUUAGAGAGGCGGCAUGGCUGUCAGUGGCAGUCUCUGGUCUAUUUGUGUGUUUUUCCUACCCGUAGUAUCAACACAGAUGAUUGACUUGACUGGUAACUGUUCAAGAACAGGUCCACCAGAACCUCUGGAUAUAUGGGGAGUGGAAGAGAGGGAUCCCCUGACUUGCAGUUUGUUCGGCACAAGCAGCUGCCGGAAUGGUGUCCUCCCGCCUCACCUGGGCGGUCCUUUCAUGGGUUCGCCGGAGUCCCUGACGGUGGAGGGAGCGUAUGUCAAGGGCGGAACCGGUAACCUCAACCCCCAGCUGGUUUUCACAUGGAAACCCCCUGCAGCAGCUGCUGGCUUCAAUCAUCUCAAGGGGUUCUAUGUAGAAAUCCAUAGAUUAACAGGAAUUUCUGCCCGAGAUCCUUUCUAUUGCCGUGUGUUUGACUUUGCUGAGAACAAUUUUACCAACCAGGACUACAUGCUGGUGUUCAGAAAGAAAAUGAUCGGCUUCCCCUCAGGGAUAGACUUCUUGUACCGAAUGAAGAUAUUCACCUUGCCGAUGGCAGCAGAGUCAAAACCGAAGACAGCAUUCUUUAAACUUCAACCAUUCCUUGAAAAUGGAAAAGCUACUUCAGCGAAUUGGUCGACAUCGAUCUCCUAUGAGAGUGAUAACCUGACAGCACCAGCCAGGAUUACAGUCCAGUUCAGCUUGGCACCAAAGGAGUAUAAUUUCAAGAAGUACAACAUUGAGCUUGUCAGUGAUCGUGAUCAUAAAAAUGUAAUGUUCCUCUGCGUCAUCAGCACACUGGACAGUUACUCGUGUCAGGGAAGAAACUACCAGAAACCAUCUGAGGAUGCUGUUACUAUAAGACACACAUUCUAUGAUCUAGAACCAGCUAUUUACAAAGUGUGGGUGUCACCACACAACCCACACUGGCAGGAGGAAGGCCAAUGUCUGUGUUCUGAGAAGACAUCAGUCAAUGAAAGCCACUGUGUUCGCUGUAUCACCACAACUACUGGAAACAUCACCAUUACACAAAAUGGUCAACAAACUGGUGCAUCCCAGCCUACUGUAGCAAAACCUGUAGCCACACUACCAGCUAGUGGUAGCUCCGACACAACCACAGGAGAGACCCCUCGCAUGGGGACGUCAAGCUCUUCGCAGACUUCUAAUGACAUGGUGACAGUGCUGGCAGCUGUGUUAGGGGCCAUGUUGGGCCUGGGUCUCAUCGUUUUUGCCGUGUUUUUCUACUGGAAAAAGCAUCUUACAGGAAAUGGACUCAUCAGCGACAACAAGCCAGCAAAUAUUAACAAUCUUAAGGGAGGUAACACGCCAUCAGUCUUUCCGAGGAAGAAGGUGUAUUUGCUGUAUGCUGAAGAUCAUAAAGAUCACAUGAAUGUCAUCACCAGUUUUGCCUUCUAUCUGAAAGACCAGUGUUCCUGUGAUGUGUUCUAUUUGCCCUGGUUCAAAGGGGCAUUCCAUUCUAUGGGCACCUACCAGUGGAUCAUAUCACACAUUGACAAGGCAGACUACGUCAUUGUCAUCAGCUCAGAGGCAGCUUUCAAACUCCUGGAUGCUCGGAAUACUAACACGUCUUUGCGAACAGAAGAUGAAGGUCCAGGAGGUGACAUCUUCUCUCCAGCCAUAACCCAUGUCAUGACAAAAUCAUGCGAGCCGGAUUUCUACAAGAAAACCAUCCUUGCCUACUUUGACUACACCAGUGAGGAUUUUGUUUUGAAGGAAGUGAGCCCCGGGGUCUCUUAUAAGUUGCCCAAACACUUCAAGGACUUAUUGUGUCACAUCCAUGAAGUUGAUGUGUUUGACCAGACUCACAGACAGCCAAACACAGACGCUAUGGAGAACCUACAAGCCACUCGAAGUGGCCAAAGUUUCCAAGAGGCCAUGACAAAAGCCCGUCACUUCCAGAAAUCAGACCCACUGUGGUUUGAUAAGAGGUUCUAUCGACAAGAUUCAGCCUAUGAAUCCGAUCCUGAUGGUCACUUUGAUUCAGUGUCACUGACUCCGAGUCCUGGCAUCAUGGUCAGAGAUCCUAUGAUUGACACACAGCACCUCAGUGUUGGUACUCACACGGACAGUGUGGUGACCUACAACACCGAGUACAUCCGAGAACAUGAAGACAUGAACAUGAUUCCCCCGAGUGAAGUACCAACUGACACGCCUACCGAAGUCGUCAACAAACAGUUGGAAAACAUCAACAACAACAACAACAACAUCAACUACACCCAUCCAGGAAAUGCUACCCAGUAUGAGUUCUAUCCCAAGGACAUGUUUGCUCCAAGUGAAAUACAGACAGAUGUGGAUCUAGAUAGAUGCUUCCUUGCCAUCAACAUGAGAGAAUGUACAGAGUCUGUUGAACAGGGGAGACUCAACAUCCCGCUAGACAAUCCCAUUGCCUAUGAUGACGUUGCAAGCGGUAUUGAUGUUUGAUGGAUGACCUUGUAAGGCCCCUGUUGUCUUGACAAUACUAUCGCAGUCCCAUCUACUUCUGUGUUCAUAUUUCACGUGUGUUGAACUCAAAUGUUCAAUCAAAUGUUGAAAAUGAUAUUAAUUCCCAUAUGUUGAAACAUGCAUGUUCAAUCAUGUUGAAAAUCAUAUUAUUCCCAUUUGUUGAAACACAUACGUUCACUCACAGUGAAAAUCAUAUUAUCAUCCAAAAUGCCUCCCACAGGAGAUAUCGCUGGGGUGAGAUCAAUGAAAUUGCAUCACAAUGCUCUGCAGACCAUUGUGACAUCAUUGGUUACCAUUAUGUCACAAUCAAAAGACAUCACUAAUGGCUCUGCUACUGAGGCUGUUAGCAUUUCUUUUCACACUUAAGACACUGCUUAUUACUGUCUACAAACUGAAAAAGUUGGAAGAAUGAUGUUUGAUGAUAAAUAAAAUCUCACCCUUGUGUCUUUUUGAUAAAAGUGGAAAAACUCCUCGACAAGCCUCAGAGUUUUUCCACUUUUAUCAACUCUUAUUGAUAUAUUUGAUAUUAAAAGACACUCGGGUGAGAUUCUCCAUUUAAUUCCCAUAUAUUGAAGCACAUAUUCAAUCAUGUUUGAUAGUUCCAUGGCCACGUCCCAACAGUUGGAGGCGUUAACUAUUUAUGACAUUAAUGUUAUCGUUGCUGAAUGUUCGUGCUUUGGGACAGCUGACGUAACCUCUGAUGUAUAUGCUGGUUCCUGUUUGUAAUGAGAUGGAUGAAUGAGUUGAAAAGAAAGACCUAGGCCUGUCAACAUGCUAUGUUUUUCCGAAUGUUUUGAUACAUACUUUUGAAAUACUACUGCUAGGCAUUUGAGAUUUGAAAUGCUGGGCAGAGCCAGGACCUGUUCUUAAUUGACAGAUGGAUGCCAUCCAUUGCAAUAAACUGUAAAUCUUGAAAUUAAUGCGUCUCCAACUUAAUACGACUGCUGACCCCAAAACCAAAAAUGCGACUCAAUAUCAAUGGGACUCCCCCCACCCCAUCCCCAGUGCAUACAUAUCCUUACCUUAAUCCAACCUUACCUUAUCCAAUCAAACCACAGAGUAGAGCACAUCCGUAAAAUAAUAAACAGUGUUUUCCAUAAAACAACACACAGUCCAUAUGUUUGUUCUGUUGACUGGCGUUCAAAGGCAAUAAAAUAUUUGAACCAACAGUUCACUGAUUGGUAUGUGGAGAAGGUGUCAGCAAACUAGAAGGCAGCCUUCAAGACAAAGGCUGUAGAUCUGAGGAGUGUGAUGAAGCCUGUCGGUGUGCGUUGGGCCGUGUCGGCCUUUAAGGCAGUGUUCCGUGGGUGGCAUCUGUCUGGACUGCUGUAGUACUCAGUGAUGCCUAGUUUGACAUGAGUUUGUAGAAUUUUUUACCCCAGCAGUGAUAACUUACCAGAUUCCUAUUGUGAAAGUCCUAUGACAUUGUUUUAAUCUUGUUACAACUGUUGCUCAAUAAACAGUGUUUGUGUUUAUAUUCAAGUUGGUAUUUCCGCUAUCCAAAGUGUACAGUGAUGCCAACGUAUUGUUGAUAUUUUAGACAUAAAAAUGCAAAGAUUAAUUUAUGCGAACAAAGACCACUCUCAUUUUUUGCAUUAAAUUCAUGCUCCCUUUAAUUUCAAGAUUUACGGUAUUAAAGUUUUGAUGAAUUAUGUAUUGCAUGGUGAUUGUUUUGUCAAGUUAUCGUCAUGCUAGUAUUAUUUCUAAGGGAUAAUUUUCUGCUAAAAAACAUGAAACAUAGCUGUGUUCUAAUGUAGCAGUGUAAUGUCUCCAACAACUAGAAACUGAACAUCUAUGGGUUCAUUCCAUUACACAGCAACGGCGCCAGAGAUAAUAAAUAAAUAAUAAUAAUAAAUAAAAAUUGUGUAGAUCAAUAUUAUUUUUUUGGUCAUGAAGUUGUUUGGCUUGAUGGCAAUGAAAAUAAAAUCUAGAAAUAGAAAUAUAGAAUCUUAUCCUGUUUAAGGUGCUGAUUUUUUUAUAUUUGCAGUGAAAUGUGCAUGUAUGUACCAUGUUUAUACAUAAAAGGUUUUGUUAUUUUCAAAAUGGCAUCAGGGGUAUCAAACAAUGAAUUUGAUUCAGCUUGUAUGAAAAGGAUUGAUAGUUUCUUUAGUUCUGUAUUGUUAUUGAAGUUGGUUCUUUUAAGUUUUUAUAAAUAUCCAACAAAAAUGGAGGGGCUAAGAAGUAAGUUGUAUGUGUUUUUAUUGUAUUUUCGGACUGUGUUUUUGGUUACAGUUGGUCAAAUCCAUGAAAAAUGGAAACCGUGGCCUUUGUAUUGUCUGUUGGAAUUGUGGUCAGUGGUGAUGCAUAAACAUUCACAUAGCUUCAUGUAGAACACACAAUAUGUUGCUCCCUCUGUGCCCUCUUCUCCCCUCUGUUUAGGCGGAUAAUCUAGACUGGUUAUUCUCUUGCAUUGACAAUUUAUAUUUACAUACUACAUAAGGUCCCAGAUUUUUAUGAAUAAUACUGUGAUAGAAAUUUUUCCCAAACUGGUCCUUCUAGAAUGUACUUUUUACCAUGUUGAAACACUGUCCUUAAUGUACAUUUUACCAUGUUGAAACACUGUCCUUAAUGUACAUUUUACCUUGUUGAAACACUGUCCUUAAUGUACAUUUUACCAUGUUGAAACACUGUCCUUAAUGUACAUUUAACCAUGUUGAAAGACGGACCUUAAUUUACUUUUUACCAUGGUAAAACAAUGGCCUUAAUGUACAAUUUUCCAUGUUGAAACACUGUAAUGUACUUUUUAUCAUGGUAAAACAAUGUCCUUAAUGUAUAUUUUUCCAUGUUGAAACUCCUUAAUACACUUUUUACCAUGUUGAAACUGGUCCUUUAUGUACUUUUAACCUUUUUGUGUUCUACGGAACUGUCUUUGACCAACCAUUGUGUCAUUUACAGAUGCAUUUUGAAGUUGUUUUGAUAAAGAUGAAUUCACUCAUAGGUAUUGAAAAGAGUGUUACACUUUCUGAUAUGGGUAUUAUUUUUUUGCCUAGUUCUUUAACUGUGUCAGUUAUAUAAUCUAAAGUAUGAUAAUUUUGAUACAAUAUUUACUGUGAUAAUACGUAUCCAUGGGAACCAUAUAAGUCAGUGUUUUACUUUUAGUGGCUACAAACUGUUUCAACAACAAAAAGACAAUGUACCUGUGGAUUUGAAAAAUGCUAGCUGAUCAUCUAUCUUCGUCUUUCAUCAGGCUAUGAUGUUGCUUGAGGAGCAGUUGAUUAAUCUCUGGUAGCAUCUUCCUGAGACAAGGGCGUUAACUGACUGUAAAAGUCCAGUUUUCACCCUUGCCAAACUAGGCUGGAAUGUUCAGACUCGAUCGUAUACACCAUCAGUGGCUAUUACGAGUUAUGUCCCUUCUAUGUCCCUCCUAUUGACCAACUGAUUCAAUCUCUGAUAUGACUUGCAUUUGCUUCAACCAAAAUGGCGGCACCCAGUCAAGACGUUCUGAUCGAUAUUCAAAAGCUCUAUUGUAAUAAAACAUGUCUUACGUCGCGAAGUGCCUCAGAUCAUUGGAGCACCUUGAUUAAAAACAUGUAAAGAUUUGCAAAUAUCUGUCAAUGCCCAGUUGACAGUACACAUGCUUUGCAAAUCCUUCAGUCAAUUGAAACCAGCACCUUGAAUUCCUUGUUGUUACACGAACCAGAUAUCUAGUUCGUUACACAAUUUUGAUUGGACAUGCAUAGACUCGUUAAUCCAGCCAAAAUGUAAUUCCAAAAUUCCAGCCUAGUUCAGCUCUGAUUGUGAAAUCGGCAACAUCAUCAGCAGCAGCAAGGGUGGAAACUGGACUUUUGUAGUCAGUUAAUGCCCUUGCCUCAGGAAGAUGCUCUGGUAGAUCUGCUGAAUAAUCACCAAUAAAAUAUCACUUGUAUGUCAUUCAGUUAUUGCAGAGGAAGCUUCCAUAUUAAUGUGUAGCAUGUAGGGCUGGGACGAGUCCAAAUUUACUACCCGGGUACCCGACACCCUAUUACCAGGCCCUACCCAGAUACCCGCUAUAGGUCUAAAGAGUUGGGUACUAAAUGUCUGAAUGGGAAUUGUUUUACCGUAGCCCUGGCAAAAACUAUUUAGAUACAUGAUCAUGUAUACACUGCAGUUGAUAGACCCUUUAUCCUUACUCGAACAUAUAAAAGUCAGUCCUACUCAGGACCCACCCGACGAGAGUGUCCAAGUUACCCGUCCCAGCCCUAGUAGCAUGACAUUCAUCAUGUUGCAUUAUCUGUUCACUGUCACACACACAGUUAAUAGUGAACUGAGGUUGUAAAAUAUUUAAUCAAAUCAAACGAAACCUUCAACCACUCGAGUAUUUGUACAUGUUUUUAAACAUUGUUAUUCCGUUGUGUUUUCUUGUAUGAAGCUAAUUGUUGAUAAUACACAAAACACCUUCCACACAUGCCUGGUGCACAUAUUUUAAGAUGUUCACAUUCAUGAAAAAUAAAAGCAAUAUGCAAAGUAAAAUUUGAGAAAAUUCCAGAAAUGCCAACAUAUUGUAUAUUGACACUGAGUUGGACUUGUCGCUUGCACCUUCUUCCAAGGAAAUGUUUUGAAACCACAACUAAAAGCAGAUAUCUUGCCAGUAUAUUUACAAUAAAAUUUCAUUUUGUAGCAGAUUGUCUCAAGUAUUUACUCUCAUCCUAUAUUUUAUUCAAUGUAUGUAUACUAUUUUACUGUUUGUUAUACCUGACUGAGAUCAAAAGGAAUUUUGUUGUUUAGAAUUGUAUAUAUAGAUCAUGAAUGUCGAUUGUCCGAUGUCUUUUACCCAUGUUGUACACCAUAUUGGAUACCUGCAAUUGUUGACAUAAUGCUAAGCAUUAUUUGAUAUUAACCUACAUGUAACUCAUGCCUGACCCUAUUAAUGCUGCUGUCUAGGUAGUUAUUGCACACCUUGACCUCAUGUAGGUCAACAUAUGUAAGGCAAGCAUUCUAUAUUACAGCAUCCCUUAAUGCUGCGACCGCCUCCAUGGUCUAGUGGUAGAGCGUCCGCCCGGAGAGCGGAAGGUCCGGGGUUCGAUCCCCGACCGCGUCAUACCAAAAGACAUUAAAAGAUGGUACUUGUUGUUACCCUGUUUGGCGCUCGGCAUUAAGGGGCUAAAACAAGGACUGGUCGCUCGGAGUCAGUAUACUGUGUCUGAGUUGGGUAUUCAUGUUAAACUGCAGCAUGGUAUCUCAGUGAGCUAGCACUAUAAAUCGGCAUCAGUCCAGCCUAGUACAAGCAGCCACACAAACACACACACAUACAUGCACGUCGCUAUAUAAGUGCAAUAAUCUUGGACGCGACGUUAAACCCCAUUUCACCUCACCUCACCCUUAAUGCUGCUGUCUAGGUAGUUAUUGCACACCUUGACCUCAUGUAGGUCAACACUUGUAAGGCAAGCAUUCUAUAUUGCAGCAUCCCUACAUGCUGCUGUCUAGGUAGUUAUUGCACACCUUCACCUCAUGUAGGUCAACACUUGUAAGGCAAGCAUUCUAUAUUACAGCAUCCCUACAUGCUGCUGUCUAGGUAGUUAUUGCACACCUUGACCUCAUGUAGGUCAACACAUGUAAGGCAAGCAUUCUAUAUUGCAGCAUCCCUACAUGCUGCUGUCUAGGUAGUUAUUGCACACCUUGACCUCAUGUAGGUCAACACAUGUAAGUCAAGCAUUCUAUAUUGCAGCAUCCCUUCAUGCUGCUGUCUAGGUAGUUAUUGCACACCUUGACCUCAUGUAGGUCAACACUUGUAAGGCAAGCAUUCUAUAUUGCAGCAUCCCUUCAUGCUGCUGUCUAGGUAGUUAUUGCACACCUUGACCUCAUGUAGGUCAACACUUGUAAGGCAAGCAUUCUAUAUUACAGCAUCCCUACAUGCUGCUGUCUAGGUAGUUAUUGCACACCUUGACCUCAUGUAGGUCAACACUUGUAAGGCAAGCAUUCUAUAUUGCAGCAUCCCUUCAUGCUGCUGUCUAGGUAGUUAUUGCACACCUUGACCUCAUGUAGGUCAACACUUGUAAGGCAAGCAUUCUAUAUUACAGCAUCCCUACAUGCUGCUGUCUAGGUAGUUAUUGCACACCUUGACCUCAUGUAGGUCAACACUUGUAAGGCAAGCAUUCUAUAUUGCAGCAUCCCUUCAUGCUGCUGUCUAGGUAGUUAUUGCACACCUUGACCUCAUGUAGGUCAACACUUGUAAGGCAAGCAUUCUAUAUUGCAGCAUCCCUUCAUGCUGCUGUCUAGGUAGUUAUUGCACACCUUGACCUCAUGUAGGUCAACACUUGUAAGGCAAGCAUUCUAUAUUACAGCAUCCCUACAUGCUGCUGUCUAGGUAGUUAUUGCACACCUUGACCUCAUGUAGGUCAACACUUGUAAGGCAAGCAUUCUAUAUUGCAGCAUCCCUUCAUGCUGCUGUCUAGGUAGUUAUUGCACACCUUCACCUCAUGUAGGUCAACACUUGUAAGGCAAGCAUUCUAUAUUGCAGCAUCCCUUCAUGCUGCUGUCUAGGUAGUUAUUGCACACCUUGACCUCAUGUAGGUCAACACUUGUAAGGCAAGCAUUCUAUAUUACAGCAUCCCUACAUGCUGCUGUCUAGGUAGUUAUUGCACACCUUGACCUCAUGUAGGUCAACACAUGUAAGUCAAGCAUUCUAUAUUGCAGCAUCCCUACAUGCUGCUGUCUAGGUAGUUAUUGCACACCUUGACCUCAUGUAGGUCAACACAUGUAAGGCAAGCAUUCUAUAUUGCAGCAUCCCUUCAUGCUGCUGUCUAGGUAGUUAUUGCACACCUUCACCUCAUGUAGGUCAACACUUGUAAGGCAAGCAUUCUAUAUUGCAGCAUCCCUUCAUGCUGCUGUCUAGGUAGUUAUUGCACACCUUGACCUCAUGUAGGUCAACACAUGUAAGGCAAGCAUUCUAUAUUGCAGCAUCCCUUCAUGCUGCUGUCUAGGUAGUUAUUGCACACCUUGACCUCAUGUAGGUCAACACAUGUAAGGCAAGCAUUCUAUAUUGCAGCAUCCCUUCAUGCUGCUGUCUAGGUAGUUAUUGCACACCUUGACCUCAUGUAGGUCAACACUUGUAAAGCAAGCAUUCUAUAUUGCAGCAUCCCUUCAUGCUGCUGUCUAGGUAGUUAUUGCACACCUUGACCUCAUGUAGGUCAACACUUGUAAAGCAAGCAUUCUAUAUUGCAGCAUCCCUACAUGCUGCUGUCUAGGUAGUUAUUGCACACCUUGACCUCAUGUAGGUCAACACAUGUAAGGCAAGCAUUCUAUAUUGCAGCAUCCCUUCAUGCUGCUGUCUAGGUAGUUAUUGCACAAGAUCAAUAUCAAGAUAUUUUUAAACAUAAUUCUGUAACUUUUGCUGAGGUAAAGCUUUUUUAAAGAUUUGGUUUUCGGAUUUCACCAACCCGAAACCAUGUAAACAUAUUAGUGGUGGUAUAAAAGCAAUCUGAAAACUCCUAGUUUUUUUGUUCUAAUGAAUGCCAAUGUAGACGACAAAAUGAAGAGUGUAUGAAAGGUUUGACUACAAGUAUGUUACAAUAUGUUAUUUAAGAGACACAUCUUAUAAUAAUAAUUAUCCAUUUAUUUGGCGCUGUACUCCAUGCUUAAGCAUGCUCUAAGUGCUUAGACAUUUAUUACCCCAGUCAAUGGAUCAAUGUGCAAUCAUUCUCAGCUCCCUGGGGAGUAUACAACCCAAGCUGCCUGUUAGGAACUAGAAAGUUAACAACCGCAUUACUACAUCUAGAAUAGUUUAUGGAAGCUUAUUUGUAAAAAACACAUCUUUUGUAUGUUACAGUAGGUUACAUGACCAUUUCUUUCGUGUUUAUUGUCAUGAGAACUGGCAAUAGAGGUACAGGAGUGUGUGUAUUUUUAUAGACAUUUUGAAGUUGGUAGUAGAAAGAGACCAAAUAUUUCCGGUGAUGAAGGGGUUAGACAUAACCUCAGUUUAUGAAUAAAUAAUACUGCAUUUGAAAUCCACUUGUUUUUCCGGCUAUCUGAGUCUUAUGGUGGUGGACCAUAGAUCUGAUGGCCAUUGCUAUUGGUCGAUGACUAUAUGCUAUUGUUUGUGGUAACUGUUAAAUUCUGAUAUCAUCAAUUGUGAUGUUAUGAAGGUUACACGUCAUUGUUAAAUGUCACAUUGUUGAUGCUUAAAAAUCUCCAAAUGAUGUACUUAAGUGAGUGAGUGAAUUGGGUUUAACGCACUGACUUUAAUCUCAGAUUUGUCCUGCGCCAUAUUGUCAGCACCAUACCCCUGCUCCUGGGUUUCACCGAAGUGGUAAGCAUCUAAGACCUGCAUCACUUAGGGCCUUCCUCCCACAUCAAGCUGUUGAAAGUGGGGUUAGACCCAAAUGACCCACUGACUUUAAUCCCAGAUUUGCCCUGCGCCAUAUUGUCGGCACCACACCCCUGCUCCUGGGUUUCACUGAAGUGCUAAGCAUCUAAGACCUGCAUACACAUUCAGCUGCUGAAAGUGGUAUUAGACCCAAAUGACCCACCAACUUUAGUCCAGAUUUUCCCUGUACAAUAUUAUUAGCACCAUAUUGUCGGCACCAUCCCCCUGUUCCUGGGUUUCACCGAAGUGGUAAACAUCUAAGACCUGCAUCACAGGCUUUCCUCCCAUAUCAAGCUGACACACCAUUAUAUAACUGAACAACUGUUCUAAGCUGAACAGGACCUGACCAUCAUCAUGGUGUCCAUCCAGUGACAGUCACUGUUAACAAACCCAAGUACAGUCAGUAUUAUCAUUGAGGACUUGGCAGCACUUAAUAUUCAUUUGAUAUUUGUGUCCGUACUUCACCCUUGUGACUGGUUCAUAGUGGUCAUACAGUUUAAUAUCAUACUGACACAUGUAAAAAAAUAUUUUUAUGAAUAAUGUAAUUAAAAUUUGAAAAUCAA
This is a messenger RNA of Haliotis rufescens (red abalone), 11413 nucleotides long. RefSeq lists its product as uncharacterized. Gene Ontology annotation, molecular function: interleukin-17 receptor activity. The transcript is spliced from 12 exons. The coding region runs from base 131 to 2548 and encodes 805 amino acids. NCBI's taxonomy places the organism in Eukaryota, Metazoa, Mollusca, Gastropoda, Lepetellida, Haliotidae. The record is from RefSeq and is a predicted model, not a curated record.